Molecule: messenger RNA, 1472 nt
Organism: Myotis davidii
Lineage: Eukaryota; Metazoa; Chordata; Mammalia; Chiroptera; Vespertilionidae
Gene: PACSIN1
Product: protein kinase C and casein kinase substrate in neurons 1
Exons: 9
Coding region: 95-1321 (408 amino acids)
Biological process (GO): neuron projection morphogenesis; positive regulation of dendrite development; plasma membrane tubulation
Cellular component (GO): plasma membrane; endosome; cytoplasm
Molecular function (GO): phospholipid binding; protein binding
Source: RefSeq, a predicted model, not a curated record
CCCUCAUCUCCAGGAUCUCUUUCCUCUCCAGCGCAUGAGCAGCCCAGCCUGCUGACCGCCGCUCCCCACCUGUCCAUCCUGCCACAGCCACACCAUGUCCGGCUCCUACGACGAGGCCUCCCUAGCUCCGGAGGAGACCACCGACAGCUUCUGGGAGGUGAGGCUCGGAGAGCGGAGGAGGGUGGUGCGAGGGGGGCCUCCAGGCAGGGGAUCAUGCAGUCCUCGGGACCCCAUGGCCAUCUCCUCAGGCCCACAGUACGGCAGCCUGGAGCGGGCCUGGGGUGCCAUCAUGACGGAGGCGGACAAGGUGAGCGAGCUGCACCAGGAGGUGAAGAACAAAGACGCCUAUCACAAGCAGAUCAUGGGCGGCUUCAAGGAGACCAAGGAGGCUGAGGACGGCUUCCGCAAGGCCCAGAAGCCCUGGGCCAAGAAGAUGAAGGAGCUAGAGGCAGCCAAGAAGGCCUACCAUCUGGCCUGCAAAGAGGAGAAGCUGGCCGUGACACGGGAGAUGAAUAGCAAGACGGAGCAGUCAGUCACCCCCGAGCAGCAGAAGAAGCUGCAGGACAAAGUGGACAAGUGCAAGCAGGACGUGCAGAAGACGCAGGAGAAGUAUGAGAAGGUGCUGGAUGAAGUGGGCAAGACCACACCGCAGUACAUGGAGGGCAUGGAGCAGGUGUUUGAACAGUGCCAGCAGUUUGAGGAAAAGCGGUUGGUCUUCCUCAAGGAGGUGCUGCUGGACAUCAAACGUCACCUGAACCUAGCCGAGAACAGCAGCUAUGUCCAUGUGUACCGGGAGCUGGAGCAGGUCAUCCGGGGGGCCGACGCCCAGGACGACCUCCGAUGGUUCCGCAGCACCAGCGGCCCUGGCAUGCCCAUGAACUGGCCCCAGUUUGAGGACUGGAACCCAGACCUCCCUCACGCCACCGCCAAGAAGGAGAAGCAGCCUAAGAAGGCCGAGGGGGCGGCGCUGACCAAUGCCACUGGGGUGUUGGAGUCCACGUCCCAGGCUGGCGACCGUGGCAGCGUUAGCAGUUAUGACAGGGGCCAGCCUUACGUCACUGAGUGGUCAGACGACGAGAGCGGGAACACAUUUGGGGGCAAUGAGGCCAAUGGGGGCGCCAACCCUUUCGAGGACGACGCUAAGGGGGUGCGUGUGCGGGCGCUCUACGACUACGACGGCCAGGAGCAGGACGAGCUCAGCUUCAAGGCUGGAGAUGAGCUCACCAAGCUGGGCGAGGAGGAUGAGCAGGGCUGGUGCCGCGGGCGGCUGGACAGCGGGCAGUUUGGCCUCUAUCCCGCCAACUACGUGGAGGCCAUCUAGCUGCCCUGCUCCCCUCCAAAUACCCCCUCUUUCCCCCCACUUCCCCUUCUUUCCCACUCUUGUCACCCCCCCUUGCCAUAGAGUUCCAGACAUAUUUUACGAUCAAGCUUUUAUUUUUUUAAAAGUCAAAACAGAACAAAACAAAAAAAUA